Paramacrobiotus metropolitanus is the source of this 1530-nucleotide messenger RNA. RefSeq lists its product as uncharacterized. The transcript has 5 exons. The coding region runs from base 71 to 1219 and encodes 382 amino acids. The record is from RefSeq and is a predicted model, not a curated record. NCBI's taxonomy places the organism in Eukaryota, Metazoa, Tardigrada, Eutardigrada, Parachela, Macrobiotidae. Gene Ontology annotation, molecular function: glutamate-gated receptor activity. Gene Ontology annotation, cellular component: membrane.
AUUCAGCUUUUCCAGUAAUUUAAGAUUCCCUAUUUUUUCUGGGCUGGGUCACGUGAUCCCCAUAGGCACAAUGUAUUCCGCAAUUCAGAAAAAUAUUUUAAUUCUCGGUAUUGUUGCUUGUUUUUAUCCAGUGUGGACGGCCACCACCACGAAAGGGACGACAACAACAACGACGAAAGCGCCCGUGAAAGCCAACUACAGUAUCAUUUCCAUACCGAUUCCCGGCUUGUAUAAUCCAACGAAUCCGCCGUCCGGCUUCAUCCCAGAUGUCAUCAAGGAGAUGGCGAAGAUCGCCGGGUUUAACUACUAUUUCGCCAAUAUCGGCGAAACCGGGUUCGGACGAAUGCUGCCCAGCGGGAAGUUUGACGGCGCCAUGGGACAAUUUAUAUUGCAUCCGGAAAAGUACGAUAUUUAUGCGUCGUUGCUGGAAAAUCAAGGCCCUUAUGAACAAGUUGUGGACUUCCUGACGCCGUUGUUCCAAUCCAAUGUUACCACGGUGUACAACAUGAAACGCGCUCUGCCCUCGGACAUCAUCAGUCGGACCGUGGGAUAUCUAGAGAAAGUGCCGGUUGUCGGUUCUAAGCUCGCGCAGGGCGCGGAAGACAUUUUAUCCUACUUGAAACGUGUCAUGGGCGAGCCGCUUUUCAACACUCUGUUCGGCUUUUUCAAUUUCUUCUUCGGCAGCAACGCAGGCAAGCAGAACGUUAACACCGUGCUGGUUAAUCAGAAGUUCUGGGAGUAUAUGGAGACGGCGGUGCUGGAUCUAUCCGAGACCUUCAACGACGUCCAUAAUUUGGUUAACGAUCCGAGUAAACUGCGGGAUCCCGACACCUGGAAGGACGUCCGCAGCACCAUCACCAAACCCGGCAGCUUGGUGCCGCGCACCUACGACCAAAGUAUCGCGUGCGUGAAGCGGGACGACGGGAACCAGUGCCGCUUUAUCGGCCGCACACCGGUUAUCGACAACGAGAUCGUCCAGUCCAACGGCAAACUGGGCAAGGAUGUCAAAACCAUCCGGCCGGUCUGGGGCAGCUUCUCCGUACAUAAAGCCGCCAGCAACCCAAAAAUUACCCCGAUGAUCAAAAGCCUCAACACGGCCAUCCGUACGCUGAUCGACACAAAAGUUAUCGAGAAACUGUACACCCAGUAUUUUCCAUACUCCGUUUUUACGCGUCCGGUCAGCAUUACACCUUACUGGAAAUCAAAAGCUGAAACAUAAUAUUAUUAGUUUUUUUUUAAAUUCGUCCAUGCUGCUGUUGUGGUUAAGUUAUAAUGAACUCAUUAAUGGAGCGGUGGAUGCACGCGCGAACAAUGUGCGAUUAGCGAGUACCAGUGUAGUCGUUUGUUUUGUAACUGGUUUGACACCGGUAGUUGUCGCUGCACUUGUCUGUUUAAUCGGGGAUUGCAUCGGUUUAAUCCAUUAAUGUCCGCAUGUUAUACACAAUGGCAAAUGCUGUAGCAAUUCCGAAACUUUUGUAGUGUAACGGAAAAAAAUCGAUCAUUUAUUCAAUAAACGGUUCUCGGCCUGCG